UAUAUAAUCGUUAAUUUGUGGAAAAAUCCAAAUAAAAUACAGCCACGCGAAACGACCUUCACCUUGUGGCUUAAUAACAAUAAUGGCGGAGGAAGUUCGGCUGGGCAGAACGUCAGCAAGAAAUGCAAAGAAAUAUGAAGAAAAGAAGAGAAUCCGGGUUAAGGAGGAAUUGCAAGCAAGGGCCAAACAAAUUGCUGAAAUAUUAAAGAAAGAUGAAAGUGUAAGGACUCCAGAAGAAGAUGAGGUUUUACAGCAGUCUCCAGAUGUUGUGGCAGAUGUGGAGAGAAGAGCAAAACACAGGAACAAGGUCAAAGAGAGGUUGAUGGAGAUUGAAGACUCCACAGAAGAACUAGAAUCAAAGUGUGACAAACUAGCAGAGGCCAUUAGACAAGCCAAACACCUUGUGAUAUACACUGGAGCUGGCAUAAGCACAGCUGCCUCAAUACCAGACUAUAGGGGACCAAAUGGGGUGUGGACCUUAUUACAGCAGGGAAAAGAAAUAAAGCCUCAGGACCUAAGUGAUGCAGAUCCUACCAUUACACACAUGAGUAUAGCUCAGUUGUAUGAGGAAGGUUUUGUAAAAUAUGUUGUAUCUCAAAACUGUGAUGGGCUUCACCUAAGGAGUGGCCUUCCUAGAGAUGCAUUAUCAGAAGUACAUGGCAACAUGUAUAUAGAGGCCUGCAGUUCCUGUGUUGCGAACAGGGAAUAUAUUCGCCUGUUCGAUGUAACUGAGAAGACUGCAGUCAGGAAACACAAGACUGGCCGCUUCUGUCAUACAUGUGGAAAUGCGCUGAAGGAUACAAUAGUACACUUUGGAGAAAAGGGUGGGCUAAAUUCCCCAUAUAACUGGCAGCUGGCUGUGGAUCAGGUUGAAGAGUGUGAUAUGGUGCUGUGCCUGGGAACAAGUCUUAAAGUUUUGAGGAAGUACCCUUGCUUGUGGAACAUGCACAAAUCUCCAGGGAAAAGGCCCAAGCUUUGUAUAGUUAACCUACAGUGGACACCUAAAGACGAUAUGGCUACAAUAAAGAUAAAUGGAAAAUGUGACAAGGUCAUGCAUUUGGUAAUGGAGAAGUUAGGAAUUUCUAUACCAGUUUACCAAAGAGAAAAUGACCCUAUUUUCCACAUGGCAACUAAAUUAAAAUUAGAGGAAGUUGAAACCACCAGCAAGAAAAUAUUACCAGUCCCUGUGGGGCUACGAAGUAAAGAUUUCUCAUUGAGGAAAAUCAGGAGUAGGCUUGAAAGAGGAGAACAAGAUAAGAUCAGUUCUUCUGAACAGGCCAAAAAUUCCUCACAGUUUGUUAAGACAGAGGCUUGGAGAAACCCUACCAGUCCAAUAAAAUGGGAUAAAGAAAACAGCAAAAAUGAUUGUGUAACCCUAGAGGAUAAUGGCAGCAACUGUGAUGUACUCAGGAAUAUGCUCAAACAGCCACCCAAGUUUCUUAACUCAGUAUUACACAAUUGCAUACCUGACCUGGACUGUGGGCACACUUCUUUGAAUAAACAUGUCCUAUCAGCUUCAGAAAGACAACUCCACAUGUCACCAUUUUCCUGGCAUCUUGCUCAAUCAGCGGUGCAUUGUAAAGGUAUCCGAAGUACAAAUGCUGCAGAAGCAAUAAUGCAAGAUCAUCAGUAUUCUGCAAAGUCCAGCAAAAUGCCCCAUCUUGCUGGUAUGUUAAAAACAAAGUUUUUUCCUAUGCAAACUUUCUAUGAUAAAGCAAACAUAUUUCAGGUGAAACGGAGCCAUGGAUCUGGUGUGACAAAGGACCCGGGUUAUGACUUAGGCUUUAACCAAACACAAAAUAAGAAUUUUCAGGGAUUUCACUCAAAUUUAAUUAUCUCUACAGAAACAAAAGAUUUCAGUAAGUCACCAGUUGAUCUCUUCAGUAGGCCUCUUUCAGCUGCAUAUAGCAGUGAACCACAGCAGCAGUGCACAAAACGGGGAACAAAAAGUGAAAGUGGAUUCUCUUCAUCAGCUGCCACAUCUGGAAGUUCAUCUGCACCGGCAGCAGCACUAGCAGCACCAAACUUUAUGCUGGCAACGGCCAAUUCAUAUCUCUUUUCAUCAAAUCUCUAUGCAACUAAGUCAGGGAAUGAGACAGUAAAGAGCACAAGUCCAAAGUUUUUACACCCUCAGCAUGAAGUCAAUCAAGGGAAAGUCUCUCAGCCUUCUUCAUCACCUCAUGUGUUCAAUUCCAAUACAUCAUCUUCAUCAUCCUCUUUUUAUAAAGUGCAAUAUGGAUUCAGUGUUGAAAACCACAAUAUCCGGGGAGAACCUCAGUUACUACCUCUGGACCUGAGUAAAAGUGCAAGUGUACAAACUGUGUUGCCCAAGCAGGUAAAUAAUGUGUUUUCUCAGGAAAGUGGCAUAGGAUCAUUCAAUCAAAAUGCAGAUACACAAUCUCAGGAUGAAGAGGAUGCUUCACUUAUUACUGACAGUCCAGAAAAAGUUGAAGUUUCUUCUCUAAAGCGCCCCAUUUCAGUGACUACACCCGGUUGGUUUGGAAAAGGACUAAAUGUUAGAAAGGUGAAAAAAAGAAGGUUGACUUGAUACACUGGAUGCCAAACUACUUGUGAUGCCGUAGUUUUUAUGGGAACUGGGUAUAUUUUCUCUUUUUAGAAAACCUUAUCAAGUUUAAUUUUUGACCGGGUUAGAUGGCUACUGAAUUAAUCACAUUUCUGUGAUAAUUAUGGCCAGUGUGGAAACAUUGUUUGAGCUGAAGCUUGCUGUGCACCUGUAUAUAUUUUGAGUCAAGAUCAAAUUGGAUUGCUGUCACGACUAACAUGUUUGCUGUUAUUAUAAUAGAUGUACAGCUUAUAGAAGAUCCUUUGUUGACUUUAUUCUUAUGUUAUAUUUCUAAAUUUCACUCGAGCCUUCUAGGCAUUCUUAAUUGAGCAAUGUGCACAAUGGAGUUUCUCAAGUUGAAAAAGAUUUACUUCAUAUGGGACUAACAGAAAAUGAAUGUUUAGAAAAACCAUGGGGGUCUUGUGGUUAUAGUAUUGUUAAUUUUCAUGCUAGUUCAAUUUCUGGCAUGAUGCAAUUAAUUUUACUGAAAUGUGAAAUAGCUUCGUUAUGAUAAUUCAGUUUUUCAUUUGUUCAUUUCAUUUUUUUCAUGGAAGUGGUUAUUGAGCAUAAACUGAUAUUUUAUAGGUUGUGGAGUUACAAAAUUUUUUAUCCUGAUUUUUUUUUCUCUAUGGCUUCUUAAUUUGAAAUAUGAGUUUGUAAAGUGUUUGUUAAAAAAAAAGGGAAGGUAUUUAAACAUCAUGGCAAUUCCAAUGCAGAAAAAUCUCUUCUUGCUUCCAAAUGUGUGGGUAUUGUAAUAAUAGUACAAAAUGACUCUUGUCAUGUUGAUCAGAUAAUCAUUUCCUUCUUUGGUUUGCUCCUUUAUAAUUCUGUGUGAAGUAGAGCGGUUGUUUCUUUUUUAGUCUGUACUUUUGUUCUACACAGAUGCACAAGUUUUUGGUAAUGUAUAUGCAUAUUGUUACAAAGGUCUGACAAUAAAAUUUCUAAUGGGAAAAAUUUU
Messenger RNA from Lingula anatina, 3521 nucleotides. RefSeq lists its product as uncharacterized. The record is from RefSeq and is a predicted model, not a curated record. Gene Ontology annotation, cellular component: nucleus; chromatin. Lineage: Eukaryota; Metazoa; Brachiopoda; Lingulata; Lingulida; Lingulidae. Gene Ontology annotation, molecular function: histone H3K18 deacetylase activity, NAD-dependent; NAD+ binding.